GCAGUAAUGAAAAGAAUAUAGAAAGGGCAGAUCCAAUCCGGUCUCAGCUAGUUUCUGUUCCGAUUGAACGCUUAUGUUGGGUUCAGUUUUUCCAAGACACUUCGAAUUUUACGCUAAACCUUUAUCAGGGCUUAAGCUGUUUUAGUUUCCCUUUUCUUUUAAUAGCGUUCAAGCGUAAAGCCAUGCCGAAAAGAAGCCCAGGUAACAAUGGCACUGAAGCAGCUGAGCCCAAGAGAAGGUCAGAGAGACUUCAAGCUAAACCUGAAACGCCAAACUCUGAGCCAAAGAAGGCGACUGUCAAAGGCAAGAAGACCAAAUUUGUAGAAAAGACUAAACCAGAGGAGAAGAAAGAGGAUGCAAAGCGGGAGACAGAGGAGACGAUGCCUGCAGAAAAUGGAGAGGCCAAAGCUGAAGAAGAAACUAACUCCGAUGGAGAGGCAGGAGAUAAGUCAGACGAGGCUUCUAAAUAACAUUGUGUUUGACCAGACCCAUACCUCUUUUCUUGUACUAUACAGAGGAAUAUUUUUGUCUAUUUUACUUUUCUUUUCUUUUUUUUGUAGUCCAAUAUUAAAAGAUAAUUUUAUAGAUGAUGUCUGAGAGAAAAGCUUUAUAAGAGGGAUACCAUCUUGUUCCACUCCAGUUCUCCUGAAAAACUAGUCAUGAAGCAACUUGAUUUCCUCUUAUUUUGUUCUUUCUCUUUGUUUUAAUUGUUUUUUAAGAAGGGAGGGAAUGAGAACACGUGAUUAUGACAUUGUUUUUAAAUAUGACAACAACAAAAAAAAAUCUCAAGUCUUUUGAAUUAAAACUGGGAGUUUGCCUGAGACACUAACAUUCCAUGGGCAAUAUGAGGGACAUACCUGUAUUAUAUGUUAAGGGGGUUCUACAAGAAAAUUCGUAUUGUUUCUAAAGGGUUGGGAUUGAUUGUAAGCUGUGUUCUAUAAAAUUUAAACAAAUCAUGAAUAAGCAGCUUUGACAAAUUAUCCUGCGAACUAAUGGAUUGCUUAUCCGAUGUGUGAAUUACAAUGAGUUUUGUCUGUGUUUGGUGAUAGCAUUGCCAGAACAUGGUUGUGUAGCUGCUGUUUUACAAAAUUUCUAUAUGCAGUAUGUGAUGGUACUUUAAGAGGAUUUAAAAAAAAAAUGAAUGGUGUGUUUGUAAAGCUAAUAACACAACUGUGCUACAGUGUUAAACAUGCAGGUUGCAGAUGAUAUGAAAAUUACUGUAAUUUAAUUAACGUGAACAUGCCAGAAGUAGCAAUAUCACACUAUCUUUAAGUACAAAUGUACAGUUAACUUUUUUUAUUUUUAUGUAUCUGUAAUGAUUGGAUUAAUAUGCCAAUAAAACAGUUGUCAU
Molecule: messenger RNA, 1351 nt
Organism: Xyrauchen texanus (razorback sucker)
Lineage: Eukaryota; Metazoa; Chordata; Actinopteri; Cypriniformes; Catostomidae
Gene: hmgn1a
Product: Non-histone chromosomal protein HMG-14A-like
Exons: 6
Coding region: 183-470 (95 amino acids)
Cellular component (GO): nucleus; chromatin
Molecular function (GO): nucleosomal DNA binding
Source: RefSeq, a predicted model, not a curated record